AUGUCAGUUAGUUUCGUUUUAAGCGUCACUGAGAUCACAGAAGCCAACAUGAAGUUCGCCGUUGUCGUAGUCCUGUUCGCUUUGGCCUAUGGAGUCAACAGUUCGGUGGUGCCGCUCCUGACCUCCAUCCACGGAGGAGUGGUGAUUGGAGCUCCCGCCGUCGCCGGUUCGGUGGCCAUUCAGGCAUCGGCCGUUCCCGUUGGCGUUCCCGCUGCCGUUCCCGUUGCCCUGUCUCCGGCCGGACCCGUGCUCAUCCAAUCCGGUCCAGCGGUGGUUGCCGCUCCCGUUCCCGCCGUGGUGGCUGCCCAUGCUCCCGCCGUGGUUGCCGUCGCCGCUCCGGAGGCCAGCUAUGUGGCCAAGACCCGUGGAGCCGUCCAUGUGGCUCCUCUGCCCGGACAUGUGCAGUCUGCCGCCUCCGUGAACCUGGAACCCGCACCAGGCACCUGGUAAUCAACUGGAAAACGCCAUGAGUUACCCCCACUUCGAUCUUGACUCCAUUCUACUCGCAUCUGUACCACAUUCUUUGGCUUUUUUUAGUUCUUUUCACUCUUGAGAUUCUUAUUUCUUCAACAAUCUAAGUCAAUCCUAUCCAGUCUAUCGCUUUCCGCUUUAUUCUCUGGUCUAUAUUUAUCCACCCCACUGUUGUCAUAUGGAAAUUUGUUUCUUUUGAAUAAAAAAUGUUAUCAAAACAAA
Messenger RNA from Drosophila rhopaloa, 693 nucleotides. RefSeq names its product adult cuticle protein 1. The record is from RefSeq and is a predicted model, not a curated record. NCBI's taxonomy places the organism in Eukaryota, Metazoa, Arthropoda, Insecta, Diptera, Drosophilidae. The transcript is spliced from 2 exons. The coding region runs from base 1 to 450 and encodes 149 amino acids.